Thrips palmi is the source of this 2268-nucleotide messenger RNA. RefSeq names its product ketosamine-3-kinase-like. The record is from RefSeq and is a predicted model, not a curated record. The transcript has 9 exons. NCBI's taxonomy places the organism in Eukaryota, Metazoa, Arthropoda, Insecta, Thysanoptera, Thripidae. Bases 336 to 1307 code for a protein of 323 amino acids.
CGGUGACACAGCAGGACUAGCAGACAAGACAACGAGCCGUUCUGAUCGUCGCGAUUACGCAACUAUCUUGUGACCGAAGCACCGAGACGUCCGGUUGCAGUGGCGCCCGUCGCAGUCGCUUGCGGCGUUUCGCCGCUGCAGCGCAGCAGCACUGUAGCAGUAGGCUGUUUGGUUUGUGUCGUCUGUCACUGUUUGUAAACUUGACACAUGCAUCAAGGGAUCGGUUGAAUGAAUUAAGAAUUGACAAUUUCUUGUUAAUCUCGAGGGAAGUCCCACAAGUUGCGAUCUCUCAACGAGAGUCUGUUAUUAUAGAAGAGCGAGAUUUUAAGUAUGCAAUGGAGGCACUCUUGAAGGAAACACUGAACACGUCGACCUUGAAGCGGACAGGCCAGGGUGGUGGUGGCUGCAUCAACCAAGGGGAGGCUUUCAUCACCGACACUGGAACAUAUUUUGUAAAGAGCAAUGGCAAGUCAAAGGCACGAAUCAUGUUUGAUGGAGAAAUGGCAUCGCUCCUUGCCAUUGCAGCAACUAAUACUGUGAGAGUGCCAAAACCUGUGAAAGUCCUUACCAACCCAAAAGGUGGAUCUUCCAUUGUACUGGAAUACCUAGAAAUGAAAGGCGUUCGGAAGUAUUCGAGACGACUGGGUCAUGAACUUGCAAAACUGCACCAGCAUAAUAUAACCCUGGGUGUGCAAGCCAGGAAGCUAGAGAAUACGGUAACCAAACCACCACAAGUAACUACCUCUGAAGAAGUGUCUGCAGAGGAUGGAGGCCCUCCAAAAUAUGUCACUCAAUUUGGUUUCCACACAAGCACGUGUUGUGGGUACAUUCCUCAAGAAAAUGCAUGGUCAGAUGAUUGGUUGACCUUUUUUGCUCAACAACGUCUACAGCAUCAGUUUAACCUCUUGGAAAAAGAUUAUGGUGACAGGGAUGCGUUGGGACUUUGGUCUCAACUGCAGUUGAAGAUUCCUCGAUUCUUUAGAGACGUUACAAUUGAGCCAUCACUUUUACAUGGAGACCUAUGGGGUGGCAAUGCAGCAGAAAUAUCCAGUGGCCCAGUGGUGUUUGACCCAGCCUCAUUCUACGGCCACCAUGAGUAUGAGUUGGCGAUUGCUGGAAUGUUUGGUGGAUUCACAGCCUCGUUCUAUGAAGCCUACCAUUCUCAUUUUCCUCGAAAAGAAGGCUUUGACAGUAGACAUAAGCUGUACCAACUUUUCCACUAUCUAAACCACUGGAACCACUUUGGAUCUGGAUAUAAAAGUUCCAGUAUGUCUGUCAUGAGAAGUUUGCUGAAAGGCGAUUAUUGAAUGAUGGUACUUGUAAGACUCUUGUGAUUGACAAGCUUUCCAUGAUUGUCUCAAUCAUAAAUUAAUUGUGUCUCCUGUGAUUUUAAAUUAUACAACCAUGAAUGUCUAGACUUGAAAACAGCCAAUUGAUGUUAAUAAUGGCUAGUGAUGUAAUAAACAAAAAAACAAAAGGUUGUUUGUAAACCUUUGGUAAACCCAAAUGAAUGGUGCAUGUUUUACAUAAUUGUCUUGUAGAACAGCAUAGAAUUUUUUGAAUCUAUUUUUUUUGCAAAUUUAUUGGGCUUUAAUGCACACUAUUUUCCUGCCAGUUGUAUCUCUUUGAAAGCUUGCAAGUAGAAUGUGAGGAAGGAGCCAACAUCCUCCUGUAUGUACAUUUUUACUACUCAGUGCACUGUGAUAAUUAUUAAAUGAAGUGGAUUGGUAUUAUGUAUGGACUGGUUGUUACGUGAUUACUGUUGGAUUUUUAAAGAAUACUCAAUAAUUGUUAUGGUUGGAAUUGCAUUCCAAAAUAUGCUAAUUGUGAUAGACUUGGUGGAAAUGACUGUAAUUGAUUUUCAUUAAUUUCUUCAUGAAUUGCCUCAUAUUUAUUGUCUCAUGGCAUAUAUGUAUUGAUGCUGUACAACAUUGUACACAAAAUAAAAUUCUUGUAGCUAUUAAAUUGUUGCACUGUGGCUGGCUUAAGAUAAAAAUGUAAUAAAAAAUACAGCACAGCGAUAAAGCCCAUGAUUAUCUAAAUUUUCUUACACUUUAGAAUCUAGUUUCUUAUUGCAAUUUAUUGAUAUUUAUGUUGCUAAAUACUUUUUCAUGAUCUGGAGUGGAGAGUUUAAUGAGUGGAGGGAGAGGAAAGUGCCAUGUUUUCUGAUGCUUUAGUGUUAGCAACAGAGUUAGAUUCAUCUGUCAUAGUCAGUUGUUACUGAGAUGUUAUAACUUCUGGUUUGAAAUAAAAUUGAAAAGAGAUGUC